Andrographis paniculata is the source of this 1667-nucleotide messenger RNA. RefSeq lists its product as uncharacterized. The transcript has 8 exons. Lineage: Eukaryota; Viridiplantae; Streptophyta; Magnoliopsida; Lamiales; Acanthaceae. The record is from RefSeq and is a predicted model, not a curated record. Bases 54 to 1265 code for a protein of 403 amino acids. Gene Ontology annotation, biological process: positive regulation of ERAD pathway. Gene Ontology annotation, molecular function: ubiquitin protein ligase activity.
UUCCCAGUUUCUGCUAAUUCAGUUUUAGGGUUUUAAUUUCUUCUUGUUUUUUCAUGGAGGAAUCGUCAAAUCCAGACGCUACUCACGGCGGAUUCCUCCAGUUGCCUUCCGUACGGUUCAUACAGUCCCCUAUUUCAUCCCUACUCGAAUACUCCGGCGUCCUCCGCCGCGACCCCCCGCCGGAGUCCUCCUCCGGCAGCCCUCUCGUGGCCCAGAGUUCUUCGACUACUGAAGCCGCCGCGAACGGCGCUCCGGAGUCGGGAAGUAGAGAUUCCGGCGACGGUAAUAACGAAGGGGACGUAUCGAUUCGGAUUGUCGGGGAGAGUGGCGCCGGCGACGGUGGGGACAAUGUGAAUGAUGAUUAUUACUACAGGGGAUCGUCGAGGUUUUUGCAGCAGGCUGCGAGGUGGGUUGAGCAGAUUCUUCCAUUUUCAGUCCUUUUUUUGGUGGUGUUCAUCCGACAGCACCUUCAAGGAUUCCUCGUGAUCGGUUAUGCAAUGGCUGUCUUGGUGAAGUCCGACGAUGUUCUUCAGAACCAAACUGCCCUAAAGGGCGAGAGGAAGCUAAUUGUCCUGCUCGGUUGUUCAAUGCUUUUCAUGAUUCAUAUAUUCGGAAUCUACUGGUGGCUUCGCAAUGACGACGUUCUGUAUUCACUGCUCAUGAUUCCUCCAACGGCGAUCCCUCAUUUUUGGCGCGCAGUUUUCAUCAUCCUUUUAAAUGAUAUAAUGGUGCGACAAGCCGGGAUGAUCUUCAAGUUGGUUCUUUUAAUGUUCUACAAGAAUGGCCGAGCCCAAGAUUUCCGGAGACGGGGGCAAAUGCUGACUCUCGUCGAGUAUAUUUUACUGCUGCACCGCACCGUGUUGCCUACGCCGUUAUGGUACAGAUUCUUCUUGAACCAAAAUUACGGGAGCUUUUUUUCAUCGGUGACUGCCGGAUUAUAUUUAACUUUCAAAUUGGCAUCGAUCGUCGAAAAGGUCAAGUCAUUAGUUGCUGCCGUGAAGGCGCUGUCCCGGAAAGAAGUUCCAUACGGGGCUUACGCCACACAAGAACAGGUAAACAAUGCUGCCGGAGAUUUUUGCGCUAUUUGCCAGGAGAAGAUGCACGCCCCGAUUUUGUUGAGCUGCAAUCAUAUGUUCUGCGAAGACUGCAUUUCUGAAUGGUUCGAUCGAGAAAGGACCUGCCCCUUAUGCCGGGCGCUGGUGAGGCCAGCUGAUCUGCAAUCAUUUGGGGACGGAUCGACCAGUCUUUUCUUCCAAGUGUUCUAGUCUAGUCGUCUUCUUGCGACAAAUUAGUCAUUCGUAACGGGAUCUUCAAUUCCCCUGUCUGCUCGGCACCCAAAUCAAACAGUCGGAAGCCAGCUUCGCGAUCAGAGGACGGAUUUGUGAGAUAGAGGUCUCCAUGGCUGAAAAUGGAGGAUAGACAUUGAGCAUCAGGAUGAAGACAGGGGAAUGUUGGGACAAUGUUUUUGACAUGAAGGGAUUCAUUGAAAUAAACUAACUUGCAUGGAUGGAUAUGCAAAUACUUUGGCCUUAUAUCAUAUCAUGUAUAAAAGCAUCAUUGGUUGUCUACCUCUCGAUUCUUUUAAAUUUGUUUUUGUCGGAGAAUAUGAUUCGAAUAAAUGUUUGUCUUGCUCAUAUAGCAUGGCUAAAAGAUUUUCAUUUUGGAUU